Molecule: messenger RNA, 1185 nt
Organism: Alternaria alternata
Lineage: Eukaryota; Fungi; Ascomycota; Dothideomycetes; Pleosporales; Pleosporaceae
Product: Allergen Alt a 7
Exons: 3
Coding region: 292-906 (204 amino acids)
Molecular function (GO): NAD(P)H dehydrogenase (quinone) activity; FMN binding
Source: RefSeq, a predicted model, not a curated record
UUGGUAACUGCUAUGCAAGCAAGCUUAGCUACCCAGCUGGCCCUAUGAGGUGGUCUCGGUGCUAUGGGACCGGUGUAUGGCAUGAUGUAUUUCGAGAUGCUGGAGAUCGGGGCCAGGGACAAGAUAGGAUAAACCGACAGGGUCAUCUGUAGUGGUAGCUGGUAUCAAGUAUAAGAAGAAGGGACCACCCCACUCCUCGAAAGCUCUCCAGUUUACCUCCUUAUCCUCAACACAUACGUCCUACUUCACUUGUUCUCUGUUGACUUUGUUUGAUACCCCAAUUCGUUCAAGAUGGCUCCCAAGAUCGCGAUUGUGUACUACUCCAUGUACGGCCACAUCAAGAAGAUGGCCGAUGCUGAGUUGAAGGGUAUCCAAGAGGCUGGCGGUGAUGCCAAGCUCUUCCAAGUCGCCGAGACCCUUCCUCAGGACGUCCUCGACAAGAUGUACGCGCCUCCCAAGGACUCGUCGGUCCCCGUCCUCGAGGACCCCGCCGUCCUCGAAGAAUUCGACGGCAUCCUCUUCGGCAUCCCCACCCGCUACGGCAACUUCCCCGCACAAUUCAAGACCUUCUGGGACAAGACAGGCAAGCAAUGGCAACAAGGAAGCUUCUGGGGAAAGUACGCCGGUGUCUUCGUUUCGACUGGCACCCUGGGCGGUGGCCAGGAGACGACUGCUAUUACCAGCAUGAGCACGCUUGUGCACCACGGUUUCAUCUACGUUCCCCUGGGCUACAAGACUGCGUUUAGCAUGUUGGCCAACUUGGACGAGGUCCACGGUGGAAGCCCUUGGGGUGCUGGUACUUUUUCUGCUGGCGAUGGAUCGAGGCAGCCCAGUGAGCUUGAGCUGAACAUUGCGCAGGCUCAGGGUAAGGCUUUCUACGAGGCUGUUGCCAAGGCGCAUCAGUGACUAGAUGAUGGAAAGACUGCUGGCCUUGUUGCUGAGAACAAGACGGUAGAGAAUGGGAAUGGAGUAACGACAAAUGGUAGCACUGCUGCUGCUGCUGCUCCUACUUCUACUCCUGCUCCUGCUGCGUCUUCUUCGCAACCCCAGCAGAAGACGGAAGAGGACAAGGAUAAAGAGGGCGGUCCGUGUGGAUUGCCUGCAAAGUGCGAUAUCAUGUAGACUUUGGCCUUUCCUCUCUACUUCUUCUUUCCUACUUGUGGAGAUUUGCGAUGGAAUGAAACG